AAUGGAUUGGGCUUUACAAAGGCGGAUAUCGCGCCGCGAGAAGAAGUUCCACGCAGCGCGCCGGUGGAUAAGCGUCCGACCAGAGCGGCGUGGCAUGAGAACUUCGAGAGUUCCGGCAGAAGAAAAGGAACCCGAUUAGUAGCGACCAACGAGCCGAGUUUUUUCGCGACAAAAGUUGAGCGGAUCUUUAUCCGGGGGGCGCAGGAUUUCUAUCUCCGGAGGGUGUAUCGGGAGAAACUCGACUACGGACGCUCGAUUUUGAAUGUAUCGAAAAAUGAGGAGGAAGAAGAUGAAGAGCAGCGGGGGCAACAAGCUUCUGCUAGGCAGAGCGAAGAUCAUGAGUUGUUCUUGCACAGGCAAGCGCAAGAAAUUGAAAUGCAGAACGACACAAGAAGAACAGAAGAAAUCCGAGAUCCUUCUGCGGAGAUUGACAAGUACAUCGAGCGCGAGGUGGUCAUUGAGUUCAUCGUCGGGUAUACUUGUGUGGUAAAGACAACAGACACCACGCGGCCGGAAUGGGAAUCCUAUCGGCCGAUGAGUCUCAUCGUGAAGCUGUUCUACGAUACGACCGCGAGAAGAUUUUCGCGAGUUCGAUUGUUGGGGAAAUGGCACAACCACUUGCACUACGACUCACUGUGGCGAAUUCAAGGGACUAUCGAAGAAGAACACGACGGGUGGGGGUUGGUUUUGGAAUGAUAUUGGAUGGAAAAGGAAAUGCAGCAUGUGAAUACUUAUUUAUUCUAUUGAAAUUGAUGUGCAACAUGCAUAGUGGUGGUUGCAGAAGAAUACUGCAUGAAUUGCUGAGAAUAAAGACAAAAAAAUACCAAAUUGAAAACUUCUUGAUGAUGAUCACCAUACCAAAACAAAAAAUCACGC
Messenger RNA from Amoebophrya sp. A120, 876 nucleotides. NCBI's taxonomy places the organism in Eukaryota, Dinophyceae, Syndiniales, Amoebophryaceae. The record is from the annotation of a GenBank genome assembly.